This is a messenger RNA of Saprolegnia diclina VS20, 828 nucleotides long. RefSeq lists its product as hypothetical. The record is from RefSeq and is a predicted model, not a curated record. The transcript has a single exon. Bases 48 to 824 code for a protein of 258 amino acids. NCBI's taxonomy places the organism in Eukaryota, Oomycota, Saprolegniomycetes, Saprolegniales, Saprolegniaceae.
CGUUUGUGUAUAUUCUUCUGGCCCGUGGCCACGUCGAGGGUCUCAACAUGUUUGAAAUGAGUCGCGUCGGCGGCAUUGUCUGGGUCGGUCGACCAUUAAUCGCGGUCCGGAGUAUCACGGCUCUCUGUCUUCUCUCAACCGCCUCGAUUGGGCUCCAAACUGACGGUGUCUUCAGCUACUUUGUCACGACACCCGUCCCGCUCUGGACGACGUGUCUUGCAGCGAAUGAAGUCACGUGGCUUGUCGGUAUCGUCAACGACAUCUCGCUCGUCUGGACGCAAGACCACACGAUCGCGUACGCCACCAUCAACAGUCUGCUCAUGUGGCUCAUCUCGGCGCUGUUGGCGACACUGGCGCCGGUCCAGGCCACGAUCACAGUAUCUCCAGUCUGUGAGAUUGCAACAUUGGACUACCAAGUGGUCUGUGUGGCAGGAAGCGUCGUGAUUGGGUCAGUACAACGACUACUGAUGCUGGUGGGGAUCGUACUAGUCUGCAACGGCGUCUGCUUUGGUCUGGUGCGCUGUUUUUGGAAACGUCCGCAACCACUUCAGAGCUCGUCGAUGCUGCUCUGUGGCGGGGCCAAGUACCUCUUCAGUCACGACGGCUGGCUGGAUGGGGAUGGAACGUACUUUUUGGACCGUGCGUCGGCGGUUCUCAAUGGGCUGCUGAGUGUCCGGUAUCAAGAUCAGUGGAUCGUCUUUGACGUCAAGACGUGGUGCGUCCACAAGCUCGAGGCCCCGAGUCAUCGUCGGGCGCAUGCUUACGAAGCGAGACGAGACACAUCUAGUCGUUUCGCCAUGGCAUUACCACUUGAGGAUCGCUAGUGUA